GUCAUUUCUUGUUCGAGUAUGGCAUCGAGCGAGUCACCUCUAGUCUCGCCGUUGCAGACAGCAGACGCAACCAUGAUUGCUGUAUACAAGAUCUGGCCAACGCAGCGGACCUGGUUUGGGUGUGGAGGGCGUUGCGUUUGUGGCCCUAGGCCUUGGGCACCAGUGUGGACCAGUAUCCCUAUCGUCCUCGGGUUUGGCUUGUAUGUUGCACUACCUGCGAUAGACAUAUGGCGAAGGCUUUCUCCGUGGGUCACUUUAAUGACGAUUUUCCUUUUCUUGAUGACUAUGGGCAGCCUUUUACUCACAGCUUAUACAGACCCGGGAAUUCUGCCCAGGCGUGCCUUGCUUGAUGCUAUGGAAGAGAUAGGAUCUCCCGAGGCACUGUGCAAUGGGGAUCUGGAGGCGGAGCAGGAUCGGGACAGUGGGCGAUUUCGAUACUGCGGCACGUGCCAACUGUACCGUGAUAUGACUACAACGUCGCACUGCAGAGUGUGUGACAAUUGCGUCUCUGGCUUCGAUCAUCAUUGCAUAUUCCUCAAUAACUGCAUCGGUUGUCGGAACUACCCCUUCUUCAUGGUGUUUGUCGCAUCAGUCACUAUAUUAGCCGCAAUGGUGAUGACACAGUUCAUUAUCUGGGCUAACAUCAUUGAUGAGAGCGGCUCUUAUAGGAUGGGAAUAAAGAUCGAGAUGGAGCCGGGGCUCGCCAUUCUUGCUCGAGUGCUGGCUGUGCUGGGUCUGAUAUGCUUGGUAACUUUAGCGCUUUUCUUUGGGUUCCAUAUGUGCCUCCUUCUGACGGGCAAGACGACGAAGCAAGUUCUGCGGCCGAACAAGCGGUUCCCGUCCCGACGGACUCCGUGGUGUGAAAGUCUGUUCACGCGUCAUGCUCCCUUCUUCAACCCCCGGUUGAGAGUGCCGAGAUCAGCUGCCAUUCAAAUUGUCUGAAUUCAGCACCUAUUCGCAGAUAAGUGUUCUCGCGCAGAUUUUCU
Perkinsus marinus ATCC 50983 is the source of this 986-nucleotide messenger RNA. RefSeq names its product zinc finger protein DHHC domain containing protein, putative. Gene Ontology annotation, cellular component: Golgi apparatus; endoplasmic reticulum. The transcript has 7 exons. The coding region runs from base 19 to 942 and encodes 307 amino acids. NCBI's taxonomy places the organism in Eukaryota, Perkinsozoa, Perkinsida, Perkinsidae. The record is from RefSeq and is a predicted model, not a curated record. Gene Ontology annotation, biological process: peptidyl-L-cysteine S-palmitoylation; protein targeting to membrane. Gene Ontology annotation, molecular function: protein-cysteine S-palmitoyltransferase activity.